AUGUUGGGCAGUGAUGACUUCUUCUAUAUUGGAGGGAGUCCAAACACAGCUGAUCUUCCCGGAUCCCCCGUCAGUAACAACUUCAUGGGUUGCCUGAAAGAUGUUGUUUACAAAAACAAUGACUUCAAACUUGAGCUGUCCCGACUGGCCUCAGAAGGAGAUCCCAAGAUGCGUCUGAGUGGCGAACUCCUCUUCCGCUGUGAGAAUGUCCCUUCUUUGGACCCUAUCACCUUUCAGCUUCCAGAGUCAUUCUUACGCCUUCCACGUUGGGAAACGAAAAAGGCUGGCUCAAUAUCCUUUGACUUUAGGACAACAGAGCCCAAUGGUCUUCUGCUCUUCAGUCAAGGAAGACCUCGGGCAGUAGCCACUGGGAAACCAGAGAGACCGCCAAAGGCAGACUACUUUGCUGUGGAGUUGCUAGAGGGGACAUUAUUUCUUCUUCUUGACCUUGGAUCCGGUGGAGUUAAGGUUAAAGCAAGUCACAAGAAAAUUAACGAUGGAGAAUGGUGCCACGUGGAUAUACAGAGAGAUGGAAGGAAAGGCUCAAUCUCAGUCAAUAGCCGAAACACCCCAUUUCAGGUUGGAGGAGAGAGUGAGAUUCUUGACCUUGAUGGUGACCUGUACCUUGGAGGUCUCCCAGAACCUAGAGAAGAUCUUCAGCUACCCCCUGAGGUCUGGACAGCUUCCCUUGGUUUGGGAUUUGUAGGUUGUGUUCGAGACCUCUUUGUAGAUGGCAAAAGCAGGGACAUCAGACGCAUGGCAGAGUUAGCAGGUGUUUCAGGUGUUACUCCAUUCUGCACUCGAGAAACCCAACGGCAGUGCACUAAUGCCCCUUGUAGGAAUGGAGGUCAGUGUCGGGAGGGCUGGAACCGAUUUAUAUGCGACUGUGUGGGCACAGGAUACCUUGGUGACACCUGUGAGAGGGAAGCUGCGGUUCUGAGCUAUGACGGUAGUAUGUACCUGAAGGUUCUGCUCCCAGGGGUCACCCAUACAGAAGCUGAGGAUGUCUCACUACGUUUCAUGUCCCAACGUGCAUAUGGUCUUUUACUGGCGACCACUUCCAAAGAGUCCGCUGAUACUCUCCGACUAGAGCUUGACGGAGGCAAAGUGAAGCUCACCGUCAACCUAGACUGUAUACGGAUAGUGUGCGGUCCCAGUAAGGGCCCUGAAACCUUGUUUGCUGGACAGAAGCUCAAUGACAAUGAAUGGCACACGGUUCGUGUCCUCCGCAGAGGGAAGUACCUGCAACUUAGUGUGGAUAAUGUCACAGUGGAAGGUAAUAUGGCUGGUGACCAUACUAGGUUAGAAUUGCACUACCUAGAAACUGGUAUCAUGACAGAGAGGCGCUUCCUGUCUGCGCCACCCUCUAACUUCUUGGGCCACCUGACUGCUCUGCGCUACAAUGGUGCCCCCUACCUCGACCUAUGCCAAGAUGGGGAGCUUGGCCGUCGCUGUGAGCUGAAUGCCCGCGCAGGAGGUCUCCACCCACUCCUGGCAGACCCUGUUGUCUUUCGUUCUGGUCCUGCCCAUCUCGCUCUCCCGCGAUUGCAAGCUUACGCCUCUAUGCAUCUCCUCUUUAUGUUUCGUGGGCGACACCCUGAUGGGCUCCUGCUCUACAACGGAGGCCAGGGGCCUGACUUCAUUGCUGUGGAGCUUGUCAAGGGGUAUAUACACUAUGUCUUUGACCUGGGGAACGGCCCAUCUCUAAUGAAAGGCAAUUCAGAAAGACCCUUAAAUGAUAACCAGUGGCACAGCGUGGCAGUCUCACGAGACCCAGGAAAUGCUCAUACGCUGAGGAUUGAUGGCAGAACUGUUACACAACACUCUACUGGUGCCAGCAACCUAGAUCUAAAAGGUGAAUUGUAUAUUGGUGGCCUACCUAGAAAUAUGUACGCCUCGCUUCCUAAACUUGUGGCGUCUAGAGAUGGUUUCCAAGGCUGUCUUGCCUCUGUAGACCUCAAUGGCCGUCUCCCCAACCUGCUAACUGAUGCUCUCCAACGAGUGGGACCCGUGGAAAGGGGCUGUGAUGGCCCCAGCACGACCUGCUCGGAGGAGUCCUGUGGGAACCUGGGUGUGUGUUUGCAGCAGUGGGACGGUUUUACGUGCGACUGCACUAUGACAUCCUACGGAGGACCCGUGUGCAAUGACCCUGGCACAACAUAUAUACUUUGGGAAGCGGUGGAGCCCCUCAUCACAUACACCUGGCCUCCCAACGACCGACCAAGUACGAGGGCAGAUCGACUUGCCGUUGGUUUUACCACUCAACAGAAGGACGACGUCUUACUCCGAGUGGACAGUGCCUCUGGUCUGGGAGACUACUUGCAACUUCACAUAGACCAAGGCACAGUCGGAGUAAUAUUUAAUGUAGGCACGGAUGAUAUAACCAUAGAGGAACCAGGAGCCUUGGUUAGCGAUGGAAAAUACCAUGUGGUGCGGUUUACACGUAGCGGAGGCAAUGCUACUUUACAGGUGGACAGCUGGCCGGUGAAUGAGAGGUACCCUGCAGGUCGGCAGCUCACAAUCUUCAAUAGUCAAGCGGCCAUCAAGGUGGGUGGGAAGGACCAGGGGCGUCCAUUCCAGGGUCAGAUCUCAGGCUUAUACUACAAUGGGUUGAAAGUGCUGUCCUUGGCAGCAGAAAGUGACCCCAACAUCAAGACAGAGGGAAACUUAAGACUGGUAGGGGAGGUGCCAUCUGUCAUGACCACGGAAACCACAGCCACCACACUUUUGGCUGACAUGUCAACCACCAUCAUGGAGACAACUACAACUAUGGCUACUACAACAACAAGGAGAGGGAGAACAAACAUUGCAAUCGAUCCAAUUUCUGAUGACCUGGUAUACUCAGCUGAGUGCCCGAGCGAUGAUGAAGAUUUAGAGGAAUGUGAACCAAGUACUGCAAACCCUACAGGCUCUGGAGAAAAAGGCCCUCCAGGAGCAGUGGAAGUUAUCAGGGAGUCAAGCAGCACCACUGGGAUGGUGGUGGGUAUCGUAGCAGCAGCUGCUCUUUGCAUUCUCAUCCUCCUCUACGCAAUGUACAAGUACAGGAAUCGGGAUGAGGGGUCCUACCAGGUUGAUCAAAGUCGGAACUACAUCAGCAACUCAGCUCAGAGCAAUGGCGCAGUAGUUAAAGAAAAGACAGCUCCCGCAACCAAAACAGCUGGUAAAAGUAAGAAAAAUAAGGACAAAGAGUAUUAUGUGUGAGGGCAAUGAAGGGGCCCUCCAAAAUUUGGAGGUAAGGUUGGGCCAAAAUCCAACCAGCCAUUUAAUGGAGACACCAGACUGACCCCAUGCUGUGACCAAUCAUUGACUAAGCCACAGUGACUAAGCCCCAGGUCAAUGGUUGGCUGUCACCUAAACCAAUCAACCUAAUGUUUGAACAACUGCCAAAUAUUAAAACCCAAAUAUGGGUUGACCAAACAGUUAUUAUUGGUCAACCUUUUGAAUGUCGACCAAUUAGUCAAACCACAGUCAACCAAGGAAACUUUCAUGAUCAUAUCCACUGGUCAUCAAAUCACCAAGCAGUGGGUGAACAUUACAAAGUCUUCGGCCAGCUGACCAUUAUUUGAUCAUCUAAUGGGAUGACUGAGACAAAAGAGAGAUGACUCCCAUUUUUUAACAGUCCUCAUUGUAAUGUCUCCCACCCUUCUAUUUGAUCUUAACAAGGAAACAAACCUAUUGCUCUGUCCUUUUUCUGUUCCUCCUCCUAUCUUUUUGAGGAGAAAAAGCCAAGAUUUCCACUGACCUCUUGAGUUGGAACCUCUUUAAAACAUUAAAAAAGUAAAAGACUAGAUCUUGGUUCCUGCCAAAUGGUGGUAGUAAUGGGUAAGGGAGUAGUGUGGAUUUCUCCUUCCACUGACAGACACGCUGAAAGUAUGAAUGAUGAUCAUGGAUGGUCAACCAACUUUAGUCCUUUCAUAAAAUGGAGCCAUUGAGGGGAGAGGAUGCCAAUAAAUUGGGAGGACAUAUACUGAGAAAGAGACUCACUAAGCAAUUUGGUAAAGAGGGCUAACUGAACUUGUCUUGGUUAUGCUCUCCCCUCCCUCGUCCUUGUCCCCUUGACCUACUUUAUGCCCUCCUAAAGAUAAAGGUUAUUUCUAUUCUGGUUUGUGUGGUGUCGUCUUGAUUUUUUUGAACGCUGAGCCGUGCGUUUGACUUCUUCGUGGACUGAAUCUACUGCCCCGCACCCCAAAAACAAAAGAAUCAAAUCUUACUGCUCCAGGCUGUCUCCAGAUAUCCCUCUAAAUAAAAAGGACUGUUGAUACAGGGGAAGUUGGUACUGGGGCAAAAAGAGAGUAUCAGAAUAUCAAUAAAGCAGAUGUUACGGCCUUGUAUAUGAGUGUUGGGUUUCUUAAUGAAGAAGGGAAUUUGUGUUUCAGUUACAUUUUCUGUUACCAAAUUUCAAAUCAGGAUACACAUUGUCGUAAUGAUGAUAUUGUCAAAAUGCUAAAUAUUUAUAAAGAAAUUCUAAUCCUAA
Messenger RNA from Bombina bombina (fire-bellied toad), 4474 nucleotides. Its product is annotated as neurexin-2-like. The record is from RefSeq and is a predicted model, not a curated record. Lineage: Eukaryota; Metazoa; Chordata; Amphibia; Anura; Bombinatoridae.